Parnassius mnemosyne (clouded apollo) is the source of this 756-nucleotide messenger RNA. The record is from the annotation of a GenBank genome assembly. NCBI's taxonomy places the organism in Eukaryota, Metazoa, Arthropoda, Insecta, Lepidoptera, Papilionidae.
AUGACGGGCAAAUUGAUGAUUUCGGUCCUCGUUGCCGUGCUGGCUGUCGUACACAGCGCUAGUAUUUUAGACUUCCUUGACUGGGACGAUGGUAAAAAACUGAUUGAAGUACCAGAGCAGCGUAACACACAACCCAACCGAAACUGUAUGUGUAAAGGUCCGGCUUGUAUUUGCUGCGUGGACUUCAACAUAACCUUUGUUGAUCUCGGUGGCCCAGGAUGUGUUCAUAUGAAAUACCUUUCUCCAGAAGAUGGUUUUUCGGUGAAGGUAUCGUAUGGAAAAAGUCUAAUACACAGUUCAAAGAUUCAAGGUGCCAAUCCCGCUCCAAUCUGUCUGCAAGUAUUCGGGAAGUUUGCUCAAGUCUGCGCUAAAUUUAACGAUUUAGCCCCAACUGCGGACGGUCUGCGUGGUUGCCUUGAACUUGGACCUAAAUUGUUUGGAGAAACACAACUUCAAUUUCCAAUUGGAUGCUUUAAGUCAACAGCUAGUGGAAUGGAGAUGGAGGAUCCACCAGCUGAGACUGAAGAAGUUACAACAGAAGAAGACAGUGCUUCGGAAGAUACUAACGAUUCUACUGACUUCGACGCAGAGUCGUUCCUAUUGGGCAUUUACCAGACGGCCGAGCAGGGAAUGGCGCUCUUGAGUAGUCUACUCGAUAUCCAGAGACAAAACGCAACAUCGCCAACAACGACUAGUACUCAAAAACCUGAACAGAAAAGAGCCCCAAAGAAUGUGAAACAUCCUAAUCUACUGUGA